This is a messenger RNA of Grosmannia clavigera kw1407, 2337 nucleotides long. RefSeq lists its product as uncharacterized. NCBI's taxonomy places the organism in Eukaryota, Fungi, Ascomycota, Sordariomycetes, Ophiostomatales, Ophiostomataceae. The transcript has a single exon. The record is from RefSeq and is a predicted model, not a curated record. Bases 1 to 2337 code for a protein of 778 amino acids.
AUGGCUUCACUCCCGGAAGGAUGGGAGUCGGACUACGAUGGCGCCCGCUGGUUCUUUCGAUACAAGCCGACUGGCACGAUCCAAUACCACUUUCCCAAGCCCGGCGACGAGUUUCCCGAGUUCCACGACAACUUUGGCCCCAUCCAACAGAGCUAUGAGCCAAUCCCGGAAGAGCUUCUGGAGAGCGAGAGGCAGAUCCGGUGUCAGACGGCGACCGGUGUCCCAGCUGCCGGCUCAGGCAGUGUGAAGAGACGCAAGGACUCGAGCGCCGCGUCUGCAACACUAGGCGGGGGGGACUUUAUCGGCACUUCCUUUGAGCUCUUUGGCUACUACGGACCCGGCUCAUACAACGACAUGAACCCAGAACACGAAGACUGGGAGGACGAGACUGGCUCUAAGCAGGACAGUCGCCCGGGAGCUUUAACCGACGGGGAGCUACACGGAACCUCGAUCAGCAACAUGGGUACACCGAGCUCGGUCUUCAGCGGCGUGACAUCAGAAGCAGUAGAGGUGCUUCCAGUUCCCUCGACUGCAGCUGCGGUAGAAGUGCACGAGCUGCCUGAUUCUGCAGCACUGGGUGGCCUACAUUAUGCAUCUGACCCGGUGGGCUAUGUGUCGGAACUGGCCAGCGAUAUGACGGCUCUGUGCAUGGAAGCGUUCAAUCCACCGCCGGUCGAGCUGCCCGGAAUCGAGGUAUAUUCUUUAGGCGCCGACCCAGCUGCCUCCCACUCGAUGCCUGUCGAGCUACCAAACGAUCCGAAACUGCCCUCCGUUCCCUCCGUUCCCUCCAUUCCUUCGCCUGUGCAAUCGAUCCCCCAGCCAGUGGAACCACCACAGACGCAUGUUGAACCGCUAGUAAGUGCCUCAUUCGCCAGUCAGACUUCGACCCAACAGGCACAGCAGCAACAGAAACCAGCACAGGAUACCUCUGCCAAGUCUUACCGGGCUUUCUGCACUUCGACUGUUUCGAGUGAAGAAGACUCCGCUAGAAGAUUCUCUGUUACUAGUGGCAUUGAAAACAUUGAAAGAGGCUUUAAUAAGGAAAAGCUACACGAAGAGUACCGGGUGGUCGGUCCCACGAAGGAGCUCACGGAUGUCCCGUUAGCCUUGCAGCCUCCCCAGAAAUCGCCAACCAAGCUCAUGGAAUCGUCCCAAGACUCGUCUGAGUCCAGCCUUGCAGAUCCGGCCACACUCGAAGUUGCGGCUGUGACAUCAGCUCCAGUCCAACAUAAGCGGCACGGAGAGCAGCCUGGAUAUCUGUCAGAUGUGCCGUCCGCCCUACGUCCUGCUCAAGGCAGGCUGAUAUCACCGCCGGCUGCACAAACGUCUGACACAGAUCUCACCGCCAUCCCGGCUGCUCUCAGGCCAGCAGGCAUCCCGGGACCAGUCCCAGCCGAAGCUCUAGUCAACGAUGGCCAAAACUCUGGUACCACUCAGCCUCACACGCACUCACUAUUGAUCGACUCGGGCACUCUAAGAAUACCCGAUGGUGCCCCGCCCAUAGCUAUUCUGGACGUGGACGAAGUGAUUACAAGCGUUAGCUCCGAGUCCACAGAGCCGGAGCUUAUACCUCGACCUCUCCGACUUGUGCGGCAAGGAAGCCCUGCUAUACCUUCUCCGGAAACAGCAGAAGCAAAGAAAGUUGUGGAUUUUGAAUCGGCUCUGGAACUGCCGUGGACUCAAGCCCAGAAACUUCAGCCGCGGCGGCCAGUAUCCACAUUUGGGAUCAUGUCUAUCAGCACAGCUAUGCCCGCCCCGUUGAAGACGGACUCACGCUUUCCCCCGGUGCCACCCCUAUUUGGUAUUAUGAUUCCCACAUCUCAGCCUUCAUCCUUGGGUGAUGCUGGCAGCUCUCUACAGCCUGAACGGCGUGCAUCUACACCUGCGACGACCAUUGCUACGCAACGCCGGUCUACUCCUCCAGUUAUGACCGCGCCGGUCAUGGCUUUGGAUCAUCCGGUCCCUUCACAUGCUACGCAAGGCAGUCAUGAUCCGGUGGAACAAUGUAUAGCCUCGUCAGAUCUCGUCGCUCCUCUCUCAAAAAUCUUUUCCAGUACAACAUCACCACCAGUGGAGAAUUUUACGCAGAAGACCACACCGCCAGGUCGAACUUUCGGUCGGCCUUUCACAGCUGAGGCUGUACAACCUGGCCCAGACCCGGCCCAGAAUCACCCAUCACCGCCAGCAGCAAAUAUGGCUGAUAUACCACAUUCCGAUAUCAGUACCCAACCCCCAAUUGUCUCUGGUGCAGCUGGUAGAGAUGGAUGCCCGUCCUGUGACAGCUACCCAACCACCAUUAAGCAUUCCACAUCAUCAGAGCCCGAUGUCUGUCCAUAA